UGGUUGUGGUUGGGGUUCUCACCCUUGCGGUAUUCCAAAUGGCGGCCCCUUUGANUUACGGCAGCGGUGGUUGUGGUUGGGGUUCUCACCCUUGCGGUAUUCCAAAUGGCGGCCCCUUUGAGAUGCUUUACAUGUGGCGGGGAAGGGCAUUUUUCUCGAGAAUGCCCUUCGAAUAACCGCUCACAGCAAGCUUCGAAUGCAUCUAACACGGGCAGGACCCCUUUCACGCCUAGAACCUGGACCCCUAGGAGGAAUCCGGAUGAUGGUGAAGAGAAGGAGUUCAUUCGUCAGUUGAUGCAAGAAAGAAAGGAUCAGGAGACGAUGCGCAAGGAGGUGGAGGAGAGGAAGAGAUUCCAGGAUCAAGUUCGGGCGGAGACGGUCCGACACGCGGAAGCUACCAAGGCCGAACUGAUGGCGAUAUUCGGCAGCCAGUUUCUCAUAUGCAGGGAGGAAGCUCGGCGGGAGCAGCAGCGUACCCCGGUUCCUGCGACUCCAAGGAGAAAGGAGAUGAGAUGGGAUGAUGAUACUGACAAAGACGUCGAUGAGAUAGAGGAUGAAAUCCAGCGCCUCUCUGCAUUAAAAGAGAGGAAGAGGAGGGGUAAGACCCCUAUACGGGAGGAUGCACGUAUGAGACAACCAGCCUUUGGCCAAGCGGACGGAAGCGACGUUUUCCGUGCAGAAUGCUCCAAGCGGGGGGAAGAGAGGACGAAGAUCCCCGCUGGCAGUGGACCGGAGGGACUAUUGCAGUACGUUUUGGAGCAACGAGCGGAACUGAUCGCUCUGAAGCCUGAGGCUUUACGUAAGAUUUGCACGAAGGAAGGGGUGCAUUACUGCACUAAGGGACCCACGAUUGAUCGUAUUAUCUCAGCACGUGUCAAAGCCGCCUAUGAAGGUUUCGUGUUUACGCCCGCUCCUCCUCCUUCUCAUCAUCGUCUUCGAGUAUUACUGGAUAAGUGUUGAACUCGCAUCAUCGAUGGUCAUAAUGACAGGGCAAUUUGCUCGAUCAGUGCACAGGUUGCGUCCUCCACCAACCAAAAGGAGGCGGCAACAGGUGAGAGCACUGUGGCUGAGAUUGGGAAGUCUUGCUUCUAUAGGGAUAAUACUCUCAUGCGAGGUGCUCUAGUGGACAAGACUGGGAAACGGCAUCCCCCAAAAGACCCCUUUGUGACAAUAAGAGAAUUGCAGCCUUCAACUAUGGGCAAGGUAGAGUCGGCUUCUGUCGAUGGGGAUCUUACGGAUGAGACGACACUGCUCAAAACCGCUCCAGUUUCGUCAAAUUCUCAGCCUGCCUGCAUCAAGCCAAGCACCCGGUCAUCACAGGCUGUUCUCCGAACUGGUAUAAAAGUGGACUCUUCACAUUCCGGGGUGCUGGUUUCUGCUGCUAUAAACAGUGGAGGGGUGUCGUCCUCAGCAUCUGCAGUCACAGAAUGCGGGCAUCAGGAUCAGAAAAAGCAAGACCACUCUGGCAAUUGGUGUCCUCCUGAGUGUGCAGAUUACUGUAAGACCUUUUGUGAUUGUGUCCCAACUGCAGACUGUAAUGAUCAGGUUAGUGCAUUACCUCUUGUUCCAGAUGAGGGAACAAACUGCAACCUUCUGGUACAUAUAUCAAGCGGGGAGUGGGGAAAGGAAGAUCGAAUACAAGGUCAGGUCGGGCUUUCAAACCAGAGGCUGCUGGCGGAGGAUUGCAACCACUUGGCAUUUGGCGGGCGCAUCAACGGGCUUGAGUCAACUUGUGCGGAUGGGGUUGAGACAGCCGCAGAACUAGGGAAAGAAGACAUGGACCUAGCCAGAUGUGGUCUGGCUGGUCCUGGACCAGUGAAGACAUUGCCAAGGAAAGGAUUUGGACUCAAAGAACAUCAGGAUGCUGAGCGUGAAAAGGAGCCUACGACAGCGUCGUACGUGAUUCCAAAUGCAAAGAAGGUUGCUGUAAAACUGAUCACAUGUAGUGAGAAAACUGAGGGUAGGCUGCAAGCUGAUAAGAGCGAGGGAGCAGGAUGCUCGUUGUUGGCUAGGCAUGGGGCUGCAGUAAAGUCGACUGCAUCUUGCAUUGAAGACCAGAGACACCGUCUUGAUGAAGUGCCCAAUUUGCCAGUCCUUCAAGCUCGUAAUCUGGUUGUGAAGAAUCCACCGUUUUUCUGUGGGUGCCGUGGGGGACCAGGUCCAUCUCCCAGGCAGUUAAUCAAUACAUUCUCUGGGACCAGUGGCAACCAUAAUAUUGGUGGUAAUGAUGAUACAGCUGUAACAGCUCCACUAUCAGGAUUCUCAAGAGCAUCGGCUGCAGAAGAAUUUCUGGACGUCUCACAGGGCUCAGACUCCACGUGGAGUAUGAGGAGCUGUCUCCAAAGAAAUCUGGCUCGCAAGGAUGUGCAGGUACCUUGUUUGUGUCAUGUAGAAGGAGCUGGGGCAGCCACCUCUUUGCAGUUUCCAGACGGAGUGACCCUAUCUGCCAUGACCAAACCCUGUUGUCAGCAUGCUCGGGAUGAGACAGCUUCGGCUAUGGGCUUUGGACCUGCAGGGAUAAAAAACCAGGAAUUUUCAGGGCCGCCUUCGAGGAUGCGGUGUCACAUGGUUUGGACACCUUCAGAGACGAAGAGUGAGAUGCUUUCUACAAGUUUAGGGGGUCAAAGUCAGAUGAUUUCGGCACCCUUGGAUCGGCAACGCCACAACACUGACAAAAAUGGGAACAUGAGCUACACAGAUGAUCUGACAAAUAGGGUCCACGCACCGGGCUGCUCGUUGGUGGCACCACCAUCAUCACAUCGCGAGUGUCGUCUGAAGAGCAUCAGCCAUGGAAGCGUUGUUUUGCCUAAUUGGUCAGUUCAUGCAUGUCAGCACACAAGCGACGGCCAAAGGGAGAGAAAUCUCGCUUUGUUUGCGGCCGGUUCUGCUCCAUCUGCUGGAGAAGUGUCCAGCCUGCUGCCUUCGCCGAAGCAGUUGAAGGACCAUGAGCUGUUAGAUCGGUUUGGCACCGAUCGUCGAUCGGCCGGCUUAUCAUGCCACAAUGAGCGAUCGGCAAACAGAAGUGACGCUCUGUCAUGCCCUCUCAAGGAGCAUCAGUCAUCUCCUGCGAAGGGCGAUUUUUAUAAGCUUAAAAAGCACAUAGACAUUCCGCUUAUCAUGAUUAACGUAGACGAGGAAGCAACGAAGAAACCUGUGCAGCACAAUGAUUCCGCUGCGGCUGUGGCUGCUGCAAUGAAUGUGUGCCCACAGGAGUGCAUGUCCUCUGUGCUUGAUCAUGAUGAUUUUGAAGAGGGGCUGCGCUGGUUGAGUGCAGUCGACGUAGGAGAUAUUCACUGGAGCCCGUUCUCACCUGGUCCUGCUGCAACCUGUGGCUUGCAGUCGCUGCAAUCAGGGCAGAAACGGGCUAUGCCGGGAAAGGCUGACCGAUCUCUAUUUUGUUCAAGAUCCGCUCAUGAGAUGUCAGCGUCUACUGCAGCUGCCGCUGCUGACCGGUCCCCAGAUGACUGCAGCCAGGCCGAAGGCUCCAUUGACUCCUUUUGUCCAGUCUUGCUGAAUAAAAGUAGUACCUGCAAGUCAGCUUGGUCAGGAGCAGAUCAGAGCAAGGCUGAGAAAGUUGAUAACAACAGAAAAUCAAGGUCAGGGCAAACAGCUUGCAAGGAAAACUCGAAUGUAUGCAAUGGCAGGGCCCGCGGCCCUGUUGAUGACAGAGGAAGAAGGCACGUGAAUGCUUCUGGUUGUUCUGAGACACCAUUGGCAGGCCCUUUCACCAAGGCUGCAGAGAAGAGUCAUGCCGCAAUUGCUAGAUUGAGUGCUGAAUCAGAUGUAUUACUAAAGCCAAAACGAGCCAGAGGUCUCCGUGACAAACAGAGCAAGACGGGUGGAGUACCUCUCCCUUCUGCGGAUCAUGCAUCAGGUGGGAGGGCACUCGACGUCCAGGGAAAAACGGACAAUGUGCAGAUCAAGCAGAAGCCAUCUGAGUUUGUGAGGUCCGAAUCAGCCACAUUGAGUGUACGUGUUAACACUGUUAAGGCGGUCACCACGGGCCCUGAAAAGGGUGAAGUUCCAGAUGCUCCACAGCGUACCAAAGUGGGAGCAAGAACCUCGCUUGCAACUGGUCAAGGUAUGCCUGGUGCCUCCCCACUAGGCUUUGAUGCCACAUGUCAGAUAGAAAAUGGAGAACAGGUAGACGCCUCUGAGCCCCUUGGGACGCCGCAAACUGUACCCCCAUCCAAUCAAGAUCAUGGCUCAUCUGUUGCAGGGGGUAAGGGUCCCUUAGUCAUCUCUUCAGCCAAGAGGUGGCGGACAAAGAUGGUAAAACGGUCAGCAGCAACAGCUGCCGGAUGCUCUCGUUCUGGUCUACCUCCUCUCCCUCCCAAGAGUGCAACAUUGGCCAGCGGAGGAAACAACUCUGCACAAGGACCAGUUGAACGUGUUUGUGGGUCGGAAGCAGCAGCCUCCAAGCAACUCAAAGAAAGCAUUAAUGGUGGCGAUUGGGGGGGAGAGAGGAUGUACACAGGGAAAGGUGCUAAGCAGGCAUUGAAUGCGCAGAUUCUGAAGAGGGGUGCCCGGUCUCCUGAGUCGGCGCAAGUGAUGGAAUCAACCAGACCGCCACCCUGUUCCUCAACUGCUGAUGUGGUUACUACAAGGCUCCGUAAAACGAGGAAAUUUAACCCUCCACAGGCUAUUCCAUGUAGUGCGAAUGGGCCAUCCAGAGCUCUACCAGUUGCGGAUCCAGAGGCAUCAGCAGGCAGUAUGCAGGUGGCUUUAAUGAUGAAGUGGCAGCAGCAAGGCGUGAAUGCUGUGACGAACUUCCCGGCGAAGGAGUACACACAACAGUUGAAGCAGUAUGAGCACGUUGGGGAGGAGGAGCUGGUGGCGAUGCUACGGCGAGAGAGCAGUGCAUUCUCAAGGGGGAAAUCACGUUAUAGGGGUGUGUCUGGACAAAACAAGAGAUGGGAGGCAAGAAUUGGGUCCUAUUUUGGGCGGAAGAAUGUGUCCUUUGGUGUGUACCUGACAGAGGAGGAGGCUGCGCACCAUUAUGACCGGGCGUUGAUCGUUCAGAAGGGAAUCAAUGCAAAAACCAAUUUUCCAAUUGCAGAAUACAUACAGGAGUUCACAGAGAGUGAGAAGUCAAGGGUUAGCCCCUCUUCCUUAUGACCCUAUCCUCCCUCCCAGGACCUUCCUGGCAUCCCUUUUUGUUUUUGUUUCUGUUUUCGCAAUGAUUAUCCUGUUUCACACCUGCUUGAGGAGGUGAUAAGAGCAGACACCUUGAGCAGGCCAUCUGCUGGUGCUGCAAUCUGUUGGUGGGGAGCUGCAUCGGCAGGAAACAGGGUCUAGCAUCCCUUAUACAUCAUGAUUGCCAUGUGUGGCUGGGAGCCAGCAUCUGUGCUUGUUUUUCUUCAACUUUCUGUACAGUAAAAGGGCCUUUACCCG
Molecule: messenger RNA, 5394 nt
Organism: Chara braunii
Lineage: Eukaryota; Viridiplantae; Streptophyta; Charophyceae; Charales; Characeae
Source: the annotation of a GenBank genome assembly